AUGGAUGCGUCAACUGAGGCUGGCCUGAACAAGGUAACUGUCGAGUGUACAGAUCCGUCCGGUCUACUUCCCGACGUUCAAGCCAUCCUCUCGAGGAGGCUUCCCCUGAAGAAUCUCCACUGGAAAUCACCGAGUCGGCCAGUCCGUUCAAUCGAGUCACUCCACAUCGACCUUAUCCCCGCCAAACAUGCUCCUGACGAGCAGGCGACACCCGGCGAUGCCGCCCCAAACACAGUGCCGCACCGACGACACCAAAUUCCGGGUCUGCGCCAAACUCCCUAUUUGAAAAUCUACCUUCUCCGCUGCGACGAUAAUGAAACCUACAAGGCAUCGUCCAGAAAGUUGCUGCGGGAAUGGAUCAAGACACACGCAGCCACGCAGCAAGCGAGCGGUGGCCCUGGCACUCAGGAUAACCACGAUGCGUUCGAAUGGCUCAUUCUGCACGUUCUGAAAGAUGGCGAUCCUCCGGAGAAGACGGCAAGCAUUUCAAAAUGGCCUGGCCGUGGCUCUACUUCCGUCCUCGAGAAAAUCAAAGCGGACUUCAAUGGGUCCUCCAAGCCAGCUGUUGACCGGGUAGCUCAACUCCGGCUCCCCAAGCCCGGAAGUAAGCAGGAACCUCCCGAAUUGAUCGAUCAGUUGAACGACCUGGUUGAGAAGAUGAAGAACGCGAUCCUUGCUUCCUUUGAUCUGCGGGUGGGGCAAUACGAGGAAGACAUUCGAGAGAAAGAUUCCCAGCGCAGCUUGCCUGGAUGGAACUUCUGCACUUUCUUUAUCCUCAAAGAGGGUCUGGCAAGAGGUUUCGAGAACAUGGGGCUCUUGGAGGACGCUCUGGUAGGAUAUGAUGAGCUUGCAGCAGGUUUGGAAACUGCUAUUGCUGAAUAUCUAUCCGGUACGAGCGACCAGCAUGGAGGUGUUUUCUUGCCCUACAGCAAGGACAGGAAAGAAAAAGCAGAAGCAGCACUGCAAGCCAUUGAAAAACGGUCGUCUAAAGGAGACGGCGACAAAAAUGACAGUGAUGGCUCUGAUAAUGACGACGGAAACGACAUCACGCUGGGCCUUGAUGAAGAACAUUUCCCUCUUGAUUCCUCAAAGAAGCCGUAUAGAGAGAUGAUUUUGGCGAACAAUAUCUCGAUAUUCGACUUUCGCACGUACGUCUUUUCUCGACAAUUGACCUUACUUCUCAGAGCGGCCGGGGCGCCAUACUUGCGAGACAAGGAGAACACAGCAGACCAAAAGUCAGGGCAAAAGGUCAAAGAGGAAAACCUCAGUCUUCUCGCCGAAGUGUGCGAGCGAGCAACUGAGUUCAUCGGCGUUGCUGCCCGCACCCUUAGAUAUGAUCUGGAGUGUGGCCUGGCAGAUACUCAAGCCGAUGACGCCACCAAAACAAGUGUGAUAAAUAAUAUCGUCUCCUCUUGGACAUACGCUGCCUCCUGUCAGAUCUUAUCUCAGACUGCCACUCCGGCCCUAAUACUGCCUGAGUCGUCUUUGCGAAAAGCAAGAAACUCAACCGACGCAUCUGCCGCGGCCGCAGAAACCAGACCCAACAUCCCAAGACGAUCGAGCUCUUUACUCCCACCUACUGCUGCUUCAGGACAGUCAAUGAAGCAUGCCACUUCCGAUCACCAAACCACCAGCAACCAGGCAGCCCCAAAGACAGGCAGUGAGGAUCUUGCAUCUGGCAGAGGCGAACUAUGUCAGUUGGCCCGGGGGACUCUGGAAGAGAUUGGUAGACGAAGUGGAUGGGUCGAGAAAUGGAAAAAUCUCAAUCUGCUCUUCGAUGAUAGCACUGCCGCGUCGGAUGAGUUGGAAGAAGUGACAUUAGAUAAUGACGACACUCAGACAACGAAGCAAUCCGCUUCGAAUCACGGCCAUGCUUGUCGACUGGACGGUAUUGAAUUGCCGGUGUUGAGACGUGCCCUUUCGUCGAAAGAGAAGUUUAAUCUUCUAUAUGAAGAACUGGCUGACCAGAUGUGUCGCCACUAUAUUGCUGCAAGCCGGACGAGAUCUGCGCAGGCCGCAAUGACAGAGAUCGCCUUGAUGAGAUUUCGCCAGGAAGAUUACAAGACCGCUGCAGCCUACUUUCAUCAGAUAGCCCCAUUUUACGCUAACAGCCACUGGGUGGUGCUGGAGGGUACCAUUCUGGAGCUGUAUGCUCGAUGUUUGAAAGAGUUAAAACAGAAUGAGGAAUACGUCCGCACUCUACUGAAACUCCUUUCUCGAUAUGCGUGGUACAUUCAGUCAAAACUCUCAAAAAGGCAGAAGAUGACGGCCGCCUUGUCUACUCCUUCUGCUCGAAGUGCUGUGCACCCUUACAUCGAGGACUUGCUACAAGCCUCUGCAGGCCUUCAGAAGGAAUGCAGCGUCCCGCUGACCGAUUUUUUCGGUGAUCUGGAAGUCGAUCCAGAAAUCCGCCACUACGAGGAUAAGGAUGGAUUCCAGCUCCAGCUCCGCUUGCGGUUCUUUUUGGACAAAGACAUCAAGAUCGAGUCUUUAAAGAUGCGACUUGUCAAUGGGAGAGGUACCCAGGCUAAUGAGGUCUGGCUUGAGCACUUGGAGGAGAUGUUGAUUAAAUCAUCGUCCACCAAGUUGCUGAUUGGGUCUUCGACAACGCUGCAGGGAAAAUACUUUGUGGACCGCAUUGAAAUGCGAACUGGGAAUAUUGUUUUCACUCUCGGGGGGGCCAGUUCGUCGGCAUUCCCGCCUGGGUUCAGGGACACAGAUGAAUCUGAGGAAGAGAAAAGGCCAUAUAUCUGGUGUUAUCCGCCGGUUAAUGGGCUUGAAGCUAGACUUUCCUCUCCACACUGCAUUAAUCUCGAAGAGAUGAGGACGUUGGAGAUUGAGCUGGAAAGUGGGCGGAAUGCUGUGAACAAGGGCGUACUCCGUGUACGACCUGCAACGGCUGGCCUACGACUUCGAAUCUCAGAAACGACGAUAGUUGAUGGGCAAAUUGAGAUGACCCCCAAUCCGGAGUCGGGCAAUAUCGAAUUUGUCAAUUUUGGGCCCGAUGCCUCUGUUCGGUUCCGACUACCGUACACGGUUGAUGAGAACCAUACCAUGCUCUCGGCGAGAUUAGAGGUCGUAUAUGUGACGGACAAGGGUCGUUUUACUUAUUCUUCAGCCAACACGAUCGUCUCAACCCUGCCGGUCAGCGUUAAUGUUCAGGACAUCUUUAAGGACGAUGUGCUAUUUUCUCGAUUCACAGUGAGCCCGGCGAUGCUGGUUCCUCUCCGAGUUCUAGGCUGUGAGAUUCCGAGCUCGGAGUUCUAUGAAGUGGAAUCCAGCAUUCAAGGCCCGGUUGCGAUGGAUGUCUUCCCGAAACAGCCGGCUUCGAUCCUCUACAAGAUCAGGCAACGACAGAACCGGGCGCGAAUGCAAGGCUCAAAGCGAUCUCUCCGUCUUACAGUCAAGUUUACCUGUCUCGAUGAGGAAUGUCUGGCGCUCGUCAGGCAGAAAUUUCGAGAGGCCAUUGAGCGGAGCAAAUUUGGGCACUUGUCGCGGCUGCUCACUCCAUAUAUCGUGGAGGCCUUUCGAACGCAGUUGUCCACGUCGGACAUGGAGACGAUCGGAUUGGUGAGGGAGGUAGAGAUGUUGCCUUUUGAGAGCGUGCAGUGGGGGGUUGUGGUGAGCGCGCUGAAAGAGCCUCUUCGGAAAGAAGUUCAAGAUUGGCUCUUGCAAUGGCAUGAGUCCAACCCUGUGCUCCGCCUCCCAGAUCCCGACCCAUCGAUCCUCAGCAAGCAGAUCGUCAUUCCUGUCGACGUCCCCGAGGUCGAGGUUGUGCAUACGGCAGAGUUGCGACUGAGCAAUCUGACAGGUCAACCCGACCGCGACCCGGUGCAUGCUGCGGUUGGGCACAUGAUACCGGCUGAGCUGCAUCUGCGGCAUACGCGACGAUGGAGUUCGUCGGCGGAGAGCGUCCCGUUGGAGUUUUCGUACGAGAUCCAUGCAAAUCCGGAGUUGUGGCUCGUGGGUGGUCGCAAACGGGGAAAUUUCACUGCUGAGGAGGGCGAGACACGCACGUUUGCCAUCAUGCUGCUACCACAGCGCGCAGGGCAUCUUCUGUUGCCUGCCAUUGAGAUCAAGACCUUUGCAGCGGCGACUCCGGCUGGUGGUGGCAGUGCUGGUGCGGGGGGACCUGCAGGCGGUCCUUUGCAGCACCAACGACGGGCGAUCCACAGCGAAGUAGACUAUCGAAAUCACGGUGAAACAGUGCUGGUGUUGCCGGAUCUGAAGAAGACGACUAUCAGUUUAGAGUCUGGGAAUCCACCGGGGUCGUGGCUGGUAGAUUCGGAGUCAAGGACUGAGAUUGACGUCUGA
Molecule: messenger RNA, 4314 nt
Organism: Rasamsonia emersonii CBS 393.64
Lineage: Eukaryota; Fungi; Ascomycota; Eurotiomycetes; Eurotiales; Trichocomaceae
Product: TMEM1 family protein
Exons: 4
Coding region: 1-4314 (1437 amino acids)
Biological process (GO): early endosome to Golgi transport; intra-Golgi vesicle-mediated transport
Cellular component (GO): TRAPPII protein complex
Source: RefSeq, a predicted model, not a curated record